Nanorana parkeri is the source of this 954-nucleotide messenger RNA. RefSeq names its product olfactory receptor 5V1-like. NCBI's taxonomy places the organism in Eukaryota, Metazoa, Chordata, Amphibia, Anura, Dicroglossidae. The record is from RefSeq and is a predicted model, not a curated record. Gene Ontology annotation, molecular function: G protein-coupled receptor activity; olfactory receptor activity. The transcript has a single exon. The coding region runs from base 1 to 954 and encodes 317 amino acids. Gene Ontology annotation, cellular component: membrane. Gene Ontology annotation, biological process: G protein-coupled receptor signaling pathway.
AUGCCCUUUACUGCAGUGCAAGAGUACGAGAACCAGACAAUAGUGAAGAAUAUUUUAUUGUUGAAUUUUUCCAAUGAUUGGUCCAUCAUCAUCUCCUUUUUGUUAUCCCUUAUUUAUUGCACUAUUCUGAUUGGUAAUUUCUGCAUUUUUAUCGUCAUUAGGGUUGAAACACAUCUGCACACACCGAUGUAUUUUUUUCUUAGCAAUCUCUCUGCAUUAGACAUAUGUUACUCCUCGACUACUCUCCCGACCAUGAUAUUCAAUAGUGCGACAGGCAACAAAAAGAUUUCCUUUGUCAAAUGUAUUGCACAGUUGUAUCUAUUUGUCUCUCUAGGUGGCGCUGAGUGUAUUCUUCUGGCUGUGAUGGCGUAUGACCGUUUUGUUGCCAUAUGUAACCCUUUGCGGUAUCCGGUGGUCAUGAAUGUAAAACUUUAUGUCAGUCUUGCAGCUGCAUCAUGGUUGAGUGGAUUCUUCAAUUCUAUCCUUCAUACGGUCAUGACUUCCAGACUUAAAUUCUGUCACUUGGAAGAGAGUGUAGAUCACUUUUAUUGUGAUGUUCCACCAUUGGUACAAGCAGCCUGUAACCCCACCAAGACCAGCAAAAUAUUAUUAUAUGUUAUUAGCGUGUUCCUUGGCUUCACCCCAUUUCUUUAUAUUGUUAUGACCUAUGCCCAGAUCAUCUCCACUAUCAUGAAGAUCAAGUCUUCUGCAGGACGAUGGAAGGCCUUUUCUACCUGUUCCUCCCAUCUCAUGGUAGUUACAGUGUUCUACAGUACUGCCAACCUUAACUAUAUUGGACCAACAGGUUACUCUGCUGAACUGGAAACCUUUGCAUCUCUCCUGUACAGCAUUCUGACGCCAGUUGUAAACCCAAUAAUUUACUGCCUGAGGAACAAAGAAGUCAAGGGGGCUUUGAGAAAAUAUUUCCGGAGAUUUUAUUAUAUGGCAUAUUAA